Paramisgurnus dabryanus is the source of this 3122-nucleotide messenger RNA. It is a transcript of the gene arid5a, whose product is annotated as AT-rich interactive domain 5A. Gene Ontology annotation, molecular function: transcription cis-regulatory region binding. Gene Ontology annotation, biological process: regulation of transcription by RNA polymerase II. NCBI's taxonomy places the organism in Eukaryota, Metazoa, Chordata, Actinopteri, Cypriniformes, Cobitidae. The record is from RefSeq and is a predicted model, not a curated record. Gene Ontology annotation, cellular component: nucleus.
AAUGCGCGAGACAAAACACUCAACUGUCAAUCAAACGAGAUCAAGCUGUCACACGCGCUGGACGCGCGAUAAACUCUUCGCGCAUUUCUGAAAUGAUGGUGUUGGACCCACGUGGAGAAGUCGAUGUGUGCGGAGAGCAAAUAGAGGAGUGUGAUAACAAAAACCAGGAGCUGAAUUCACCAAACCAGACCAGCAGGGAAAUGGAGAGUUCAGUGUCUACUAAUAACAGUGAGGAGGCAUCCAGAACCGACCAACCAGAGAGUGAAGAAAGGACAUUUGUGAGCAAACUGUACCAUUUUAUGAAGGACAGAGGAACGCCUAUCGAGAGAAUUCCUCACCUUGGUUUUAAACAAAUCAACCUGUGGAAAAUCUACAAAGCUGUGGAGACGCUGGGAGGAUAUGAUGCAGUCACGGCCCGUAGGCUAUGGAAGAAUGUGUAUGAUGAGCUGGGUGGGAGUCCAGGGAGUACUAGCGCAGCCACCUGUACACGCAGACAUUAUGAAAGGUUGGUGUUGCCUUUUGAGCGACAACUGAGGGGAGAGGAGGACAAACCUCUCCCACCCGCCAAACCUCGCAAGCAAUACAAGAGAAGCCCUGAGAACAGGGGAAGUAAGACAGAGAACAAGAAGAAGAGAAAGAUGGAGAGAGAAGAAUGUGAGGAUAAGGUAGGAUCCGAACAUUGCGGUGAUAGAGGGAUGUGUUCCCAUCAUAGUCAGUGGUCAGCAUUCUCAGAUCGUCCAGAUGCUGACCAGUCACCAACGGCCCCGGUCCACGGUGCCCACCCUAGCACCUGCUCAAGGGAGAACUCCUAUCUACAAACUCCCACUCCGUCCGAGGUCAUCUCCCCUUUGGAGAAGAAGAAGAGACUGGCUCAGGCCAGUCUUACAGUACCUUUAUCAGGGAGUGCAGAUGAUGGGACAGAACUAGAGAGACCCUCUGUGAUUCAGCUUUCCCACUCCUCCCAAUCCCCUACUUGCCCAUCCUCGACUCGUACUCGCCAUUCUUCUGAUGGCUCACCUCUCCCUGUCUCAUCUCCAUCUUCUUCCUUUUCCCGUAGCCCCUCUCCUUACUCAGUCUCUUCUGAAGACUGUAUAGCUGUGACAACCCAAAAGUCCCCCGUCAAAGAGACAGAGAACAAGACACCAUCCCGCGUAUCCACCGUCCCCACGUCAGAAGCUAGUAGCACCGGAGUUUGCAAACCCCUCAGCUAUUACCCCAACAGCAAAGAACUCCCCAACUAUCACCGCCACCAUUACCAGGAAUUCCUGUCAGCUGGAGCACAUUCCGAAAAGGCCCAGAGGAGUCUUUCGGCAUGGAAAACCAGCGCCAGACUUGCAUCCCUCAGGCUACCCUCACCUGCCUCAUACAACACAAAAGCCUACUGGGUCCCUCAUGUCUCUAGCUUCUCCAAAGUCUUACCACGUGACCCACGUUUGUCACUACAGCCUGGUUUUAAACCGCACAUGCCUUACCACCAGCACCUCCUUAAAAGGCCCACUACGGAUGAAGCCUACUUGAGGAAGAUGCCAGUAGCACCUUCACUUCGUAUUACGGACAAGGAGAAGUCAAAGUUGCCCAAGCCCUUGCCAACUCAGCAGUACCUUUUCCACCACCAUAGUGGUCUGACAGUGCCUUACCUCCCAGCCUUAGAGAGACCUCGGGGAGACUUGAAUGAACAGUUGAAAGCUCUACCACUACAACCUGUACUUCUUCCUACCCAUCUAACCAUCCCUCCAGCUACGCAUUCCAUGCAUUGCCCACCAGUGGGAACGUCUUUUCCUGGUCCAUAUGAGGCCGCUUUGCCUUCCUAUACUUACCCAUUACCGCUCUGGCAUCCUCCCGCAGGGUACAGCAUGGCAGGGCUACAGCCUUACUGAUCUUAUGUGAAACUGCUGGUCCUUACGGUCUAGUUUCUGUAGUGCUCUCAGGACUCAUGUUAGCAAAAACUUGACCUUAUUUAUUUCCUUUAUACACAUUGAUUGUCUUUCUGUUCUUUGUAAUACUGUAUUUUACCAAAUUGUAUUGCUUACAAAUUUGUUCAAAAUUGAGUUAAAGGGGACAUUUCACAAGACUUUUUUAAAAUGUAAAAUAAAUCUUUAGUGUCUCCAGAGUACAUAUGUGAAGUUUUACCUUAAAAUACCCCAUAGCUAAUUUAUUAUAGCAUGUUAAAGUGUAGGUGUGAGCAAAAAUGUGCCGUUUGUGGGUGUGUCCUUUAAAAUGCAAAUGAGCUGAUCUCUGCAUUAAAUGACAGUGCCGUGGUUGGAUAGUGCAGAUUAAGGUGUGGUAUUAUCCCUUUCUGACAUCACAAGGGGAGGCAAAUUUCAAUUAGGUAUUUUUCCACAUGUUUGCAGAGUAACUAAGUUAUUGGGUUGAUCUUUUUCACAUUUUCUAGGUUGAUAAAAGCACUGGGGACACAAUCAUAGCACUUAAACAUGGAAAAAGUCAGAUUUUCAUGAUAUGUCCCCUUUAAGACUUGAAAUGGACUUUGUGACAGCUUUUCUGUUUUGUGACAAAGUCUUCUGGUUAAACUUUGUCCAAUUUCAGAGAAACAAGUGUGUCAAAAUUGUAGUAACAUGUUUGACGGCUGGUGUAUAAACUUUAAAGUCAUUUUUCUAAGUUUCAUUGUUUGCAUAGUUACGGCACUUUGCCUUUGUAGGGCAGAAUACAUAAAAUGAUUUCCAAUCUACAGUUUUUUCCUUUUAAAUCCCUUUUUGGUACCUGGAAAUGUUACCCAAGUAAAAUUGAUUAUUAUUGUAAUUUUUGACAACAAAAUUUAGGAAUAUUACAUAUUUUCAUUGCGUAUUUGCAAAAGGAUGAACACGGUUAAACAAAAAAAUGUUUUUAUUAAAAAAGGUAAUUUUUGCUUACCUUACCUAGUUCUUACCAGAGCUAGUUUAUAUUAAUGUAAAAAUGGGACAUUCUCAAAACCACAUUGUUUUCAUUAUCUUAUUUUAAGCCUUUUCUAUUUUUUCCUUUAUAUUUCUGUAUCUUGCCACUGAAGGGAAGUUUGUUUGACAAUGCACGAGCAAUUUGAAAAACUUUCUUUGUACAAUUGUAUAAAUAAAUUCUGUCUUUCAAAUGUAGGUUCUCAAGACAAUGCAUGCAAAUUAAUUGGAAAGUUU